AAAAAACAAACAAACAAACAAAAUGCUUUUCCGUAAUAAAAUUUCAUUGGCAUUUUUGGCUAUCGUUGCAUUGCAAAUGAUUUUGAUUCAAGAUCAAAUGACCGCUGUUAGUGCACGUAAAAAAUGGCUACAAAAAUUAUUGUUUCUUACGACACUUUUGAAUAAAAAAACAAAAAUCAUCCCAUUACCAUUGCCGUUACCGAUCCCAAUUCCAUUGAGAAUCCAGAAAAAAGAUCAUGUAGAAGUUGUGGAAAAGAGUCCAACAUAUGUACAUCAAACCUAUGAAGAUGUUUAUCCUGAACCAUAUCAUGGUGAUUAUGAUGGUUAUGGUGAUUCAUAUGCAGCUGCAUCAUCAAAUGGUGAUGAUGCUGUAUCACAAGUGGCACCAGAAUCAUCAUACGAUGAUAAUGAUGAAUCAUCAACCAGAGUAAAAACUGUUUAUAGAUCAUCAUCAUCAUCAUCAUCAUCACCGAAAUCAGUACGACGUAUUCGUUACAGUAAUAGAUCAUAAACUGAAAUUAUUGUGUUUUACGAAAAAAACCAAACUUGAUUUGAAUAAUCUCUCCUGGUGAAAGAUAUAUUGAUAAAUCCUUUGAUUUAAAUAUCAUUGGAAUAUUUAUUAAAUCAAAUCAAAUUAUCAUCAUCAUCAUCAUCAUCGUCAUCAUAAUCAUAAUCAUUCUAAAGCACCAUUAUUUAGUCUCUUUUUUUUGGCCAAGGCAGAAAAUUUAGUUAUUAAUCCUAUUAUCCUACUACUCAAUCAUUCAAUCUCUAGUGAAAGAUUUUUAUCCAUAAAAAAAACAUUAAACCAACAACAGACAACUUCAAGAUAUAUUGCAUUACGCCCCCGCAUUAUCGAUUUACCUCUUUUUUUUCGAAUUGAAUCAAUAAUUCCCGCCGUUUUUGUUGUUUUUCUUUUCAUUCAAACAUUUUUAUUAUUAUUAUCAUUACACUCAAUUUGAUAUACUUGAUUAUCA
Dermatophagoides farinae (American house dust mite) is the source of this 974-nucleotide messenger RNA. RefSeq lists its product as uncharacterized. NCBI's taxonomy places the organism in Eukaryota, Metazoa, Arthropoda, Arachnida, Sarcoptiformes, Pyroglyphidae. The record is from RefSeq and is a predicted model, not a curated record.